Molecule: messenger RNA, 739 nt
Organism: Caenorhabditis angaria
Lineage: Eukaryota; Metazoa; Nematoda; Chromadorea; Rhabditida; Rhabditidae
Source: the annotation of a GenBank genome assembly
AUGUCACGCCGUGCAGCCGCCUCAUCAAUGACAAAAGAAGAGCGAAUGGAUAUGAUGUCACCCGAAGGCUCAUCUGGUUCACCUUCAGCUCCAUCUACACCAGCAAAUUCCACAGGUUUUCCACCGGAUCGCAAAAAAGCAACACAUUUGCGAUGUGAACGGCAAAGAAGAGAAGCGAUUAAUGUAAGUUCUUUUUGAACAAAAAAUAUUUAUAAUCAUGUUAUAUUUUUCAGAGUGGCUAUAGUGAAUUGAAAGAUCUGAUCCCUCAAACCACAACAUCUCUCGGAUGCAAAACAACAAAUGCAGCGAUUUUAUUCAGAGCGUGUGAUUUUAUGAAUCAACUAAAACAGGAGAUCGAUGCAGAUGAUGCUGAAUUGAAAAAAUUGAGUUCACAAGCACAAGCAUUGGAAUUAAUAGUUACUGAGUAUGAGCAAAUGGCUUCAGCUGUUCCAGUCGCUGGUUCGUCAACUCUUCAAGCUAAAAUGGUAAGUAUUUUUGAAACUUGAAAGCAGUUGGACAAAUUGUAGUAAAAAUGUUGAAUAUCCGAACAAAAUAUUUCUUCUAGCUUCAAGUAUUAAUGGAUGAUUGUUUCAAAACAUUUACUGAACAAGUUGAUUUCACAACAUACGCUUCAAUAACUCGAACAUUUCUUGGAUGGGUUGAAAGUCUUUCAAUUCAUAAUGAGCCAUUCAAAACGACAUCUACAACAAUGAUAACAACUCCUUUCACUUCGCCUUAA